AUGUCAGAAAUUUCAUUCGCACAGAGUUACAUACUUGCCUCCAAGGUCAAGACGAAGUUGUCUAAACAAGCAUCCGAUCCUAAAUCCAGUCUCCGAAAUCUUGUGGUUCAAGCCAACAUGUUGGAUAAUUUGAUGGAUUACAUCGGGAAUGAGACCGAGAAAAGGUGCAGUGAACCAAGUUUGAAUACCAAGCCUGAAGAUGCUUUGAAACACGUUUCCUUCGAUGAUCAAUCCGUGAGGCCUCCUCGUGAUGAAGCUACGAAGACAUCAGUUACUGAAUAUGAAGUUGACUCAGACUCAGACUCCGACGGUGAGUCUGAUCUAAGUUACGAGUAUUCGGAUUCCGACUCUGAAUCAGACUCAGAUUAUUAUUACUCAGAUUCGGAUGAGGAGGAAGCGGAGUGGAAUCCUUACCAAGAAGUACACCAAGAAAAUUCUGUUUACAAGAAAUUGCCGUAUAUGAAUCUUUCAAUUGCAUCUGGACAUUUCACACACACAAUUAUAGAAGAAGAGGAGGAAGAAGAGAAUGAAAUAAGGGAAGUAGAAGAAGAGGAAGAAGAUGAAAAAGAAGAAAAAGAACAGAAUUAUAAAAUUGAUUUGGCUGGAAGAACGUCAUCCUCAUACGAGAGCGAUCUUUUUAGAGAAAUGCCAGAAUUGUGCAGAAGUUCUUCGUUGACAGACGACGAGGAUUUUGAAGAGCACCUGAGUAUAGUACAUUCGACGCCUAGCAGUUAUCUUGGCUUAAAGCCCACAGGAUCAUGCUUUGGAGUACAGUCGCACUCAGCAGCAAAUAUCAAUCUGCACCAUUUACAAAAUCAAUAUCAUGCUGUAUACUGA
Molecule: messenger RNA, 837 nt
Organism: Priceomyces carsonii
Lineage: Eukaryota; Fungi; Ascomycota; Pichiomycetes; Serinales; Debaryomycetaceae
Exons: 1
Coding region: 1-837 (278 amino acids)
Source: RefSeq, a predicted model, not a curated record